Messenger RNA from Phyllopteryx taeniolatus (common seadragon), 1143 nucleotides. It is a transcript of the gene casp3a, whose product is annotated as caspase 3, apoptosis-related cysteine peptidase a. The record is from RefSeq and is a predicted model, not a curated record. Gene Ontology annotation, biological process: erythrocyte differentiation; neuron differentiation; apoptotic process. Gene Ontology annotation, cellular component: cytoplasm. NCBI's taxonomy places the organism in Eukaryota, Metazoa, Chordata, Actinopteri, Syngnathiformes, Syngnathidae. The transcript has 6 exons. Bases 175 to 1008 code for a protein of 277 amino acids.
GGAGCAGGGCGUGCCCUGCCUAGUACACGAGUGGGAUUCCUAAUCGCUCACAAACUGCCUCUGUGUCUGGUCUACCACCCGCUUUACCGUCGCGUAUAGCCUUCCAUUUAAUUGUGUGCGAUAGUGUGAUAAGUCAAGAGUGGAGUCAGUGGGAUCAUUGAACGUGUAGUGAGUAUGUCGGCUAACGGGCCCGCUGGAGUUGACUGCACGGACGCGAGAAGAGGCGACGGGCAACGUUCCGAUAGUUCCAUGGACGUGGAAGCCCGGCAGGCUCAGUCACACAGCUACAGAUACAGCCUCCAGUUCCCCUCCAUAGGACAGUGUAUCAUCAUCAACAACAAGAACUUUGACAGGAGUACAGGCAUGAAUCAACGCAACGGCACCGACGUUGAUGCGGCAAACGCCAUGAACGUGUUCGCCAAGUUGGGUUACAAGUGCAAAGUUUACAAUGACCAGACAGUGGUGCAGUUGAAACAGGUUCUAACUGCAGUUUCCAAGGAGGACCACGGUGGCUGUGCGUCGUUGGCGUGCGUGUUGCUGAGUCACGGCGACGAAGGCGUCUUCUUCGGCACCGAUGGCUCCAUCGAGCUCAAACGCCUCACCUCGCUUUUCCGCGGGGAUCGCUGCAAAACUUUGGUGGGCAAGCCCAAACUCUUCUUCAUACAGGCGUGCAGAGGCACCGAGCUGGACGCCGGCAUCGAAACUGACAGCGUCGACGAUGGCGCCGCCAGGAUCCCCGUCGAGGCGGACUUCCUCUACGCCUACUCCACUGCGCCAGGUUACUACUCCUGGAGGAACACCAUGACGGGCUCGUGGUUCGUCCAAUCGCUGUGCGAGAUGCUGAGGGCACACGGCCACUCGCUGGAGCUGCAGCACAUCCUGACCCGCGUCAACCACAAGGUAGCGCUGGAGUUCGAGUCUGCGUCGACCGCGCCGGGCUUCGACGCCAAGAAGCAGAUCCCGUGCAUCGUGUCCAUGCUGACCAAGGAGAUGUACUUUGUACCCUGACCUACCACAACUUCCUUUUCAAUUAUUUCCAGUUUACGGGCAUUGUUGUUAAUAUUGCAUUUCUAUUGGCAUUAUUCUGAAUAUUAUUUAUAUUUGUGUGAAGCAUUUUGUGAUAAAUGCUCACUUCAUUGGCAA